Molecule: messenger RNA, 646 nt
Organism: Drosophila rhopaloa
Lineage: Eukaryota; Metazoa; Arthropoda; Insecta; Diptera; Drosophilidae
Gene: Vm26Aa
Product: vitelline membrane protein Vm26Aa
Exons: 1
Coding region: 88-513 (141 amino acids)
Source: RefSeq, a predicted model, not a curated record
GAAAUUGGCAUCAGUCACCUUUGGUAACUACAAACAGUCCAACCCGCUUUCAUCCGUCUUCAGAUCAAUCUUCACAUACCAAUCAAGAUGAAAUCCUUUGUGUGCAUCGCUCUGGUCGCCCUCGUCUCCGCCGCCCUGGCGUCGCCCACCAACGUGGCAUCGUCCACUGGCUCCACGGUGUCCCUGACUACCCAAGAGGGCGAGCUGGAGGGAAGCGCCGGACAAGGAUUCGGUGACCUGACCCGUCUUCGCAAGUCCGCCUACGGCGGCAGCUCCGGCGGCUAUGGCGGCUCUAGCAUCCCGGCUCCUCCCUGCCCCAAGAACUACCUGUUCAGCUGCCAGCCCAACCUCGCCCCGGUCCCAUGCAGUGCACCCGCCCCCAGCUACGGAUCCUCCGGCGCCUACUCUUCACCGGUGGCCACCUACGUCGCCCCCAACUACGGCCUUCCCCAGCACCAGCAGCAGCUCUUCAGCGCCGCCUACGUGCCGCAGGCCUAUGGAUACCAUUACUGAGCGUCAGCUCCAUAAGGCUAUGAUCCCUGGCCCCGGAUUACGAACUCGAUCGCAAAAAAAUACAAGCCAUGAUGGAUUUAAAAAAAUUAUACAAAAAAAUAUGUAUUGCAAUUAAAUCACAGAAAAAAGCUAA